Messenger RNA from Panonychus citri (citrus red mite), 2660 nucleotides. RefSeq names its product toll-like receptor 6. The transcript has 2 exons. The record is from RefSeq and is a predicted model, not a curated record. The coding region runs from base 254 to 2449 and encodes 731 amino acids. Gene Ontology annotation, molecular function: protein binding. Gene Ontology annotation, cellular component: plasma membrane. Lineage: Eukaryota; Metazoa; Arthropoda; Arachnida; Trombidiformes; Tetranychidae.
UCUCACUUAACUUAUUGGAAAUUAAUUGUUCACAAUUUGUUUAAUUUUGGUUGAUUAACCAUUAUCAUCACUACUUAAGUAAUCAAUGUCAACAACAAUUAAUUUGGAUUAAGUUGUUCUAGUGGUUUACUAAUUAACCAUAACCAGGAAUUAGGAAAUUUAAUUUUUCUUUUUCUCAAUCAAAAAGUUAUCAAAAUCUAUUUGUUGUUACCCUCCGUUGACCUCCGUGUGAUUGUGUGUUGACCGUAGAGUCAUGGUCAACCUGAUUAACUAUCAAUUACCCUUUUUGUUAAUUAUACUUUUCAUUGGUGUUUUAUUGAUCUCUCUUAAUCCAGUUAAUUGUAUUAUCUCACAAACAGGAUGUGAAUGUCAAAAUAAAUUAGGAACAAUUAGAUUUACAUGUAAUGGAAUCAAUGUAAAUGGAUCAGCUUCAGGUUAUAAUUUUAUUGACCGUUAUUGUGCUGAAAAGGCUUCAAGUUAUGUGCCCAAGAAGCUUGAGAUGGCCUUUCAUGGCGGCUCCAUGUUGACCAUGAAAGAUGACACUUUCCAACGUAUUCCUAACCUUUCAGCGGUCAAGAUUGCCUUUACUGACCUUUCCAAUAUUACCUGUAACCUUUUCUCAAAUUUAAGGCAACUUGAAACUCUUGAACUUUGGUACGAUCAGAUUAACUUUAUCUGUGAAACCUCAUUCCGUGAUUUGGCAAAUAUCAAGACGAUCACUUUGUCCGGUAAUAAAUUACACAAUAUACCUUCGGGUUUAUUUCGAGAGCUUAAAAAUUUAACUAUUCUUGACCUGGAUGCCAAUGAUAUCGAUUCAAUUUCCCCUGAAACCUUCAUUGGACUCGCUAAUUUAAAUAUUCUCAAUCUAAAGAAAAAUAAUCUCUCCGAUAUCGCUUGUUAUGCUUUCAAUGAACUUCGAGGACUUCAAGAGUUAUCUCUUGGUUCAAAUAGGAUUACAACCGUUUGUGAUAAUGGUUUCGAUGGACUAUUGACCAUCCAGUCUAUCGAUAUGUCCGAUAACAAUAUCUCAUCAGUUCCAGAUCGAUGUUUACAAUCGGUUAUUUCACUUAAAGCUUUGAACCUUUCGAAAAAUAAACUCAAACGGAUUCCCUCUCGAGCUUUCGAUAAGUUGACCAACCUUAAAUAUCUCAAUCUACUUGAGAAUCGUAUUGAAUAUAUCGACAAUGAAGCUUUCGCUGGAUUAAUCAACCUCGAAGGAUUAUAUUUAAAUGAGAACAAUUUAGAGUUAAUUGUUCGUAAAACUUUCACUGGACUUGAUAAUCUCAAGACUCUUGAUCUUGUCGCCAAUAAGAUUCGUGACAUUGAACUGAUGGGCUUAAGUGAUCUGAUUGAGCUUCGAAAUCUUGAUCUAUCUCGUAACACAAUUCACAAGCUAAAAAAGGAUAUGUUUUUUGGCCUACAAAAGUUGGAAUCGCUUGAUUUAAGUUAUAACAAGAUCGACAGUAUCGAGGUGGAUGUUUUUGAACCAUUUGAUAGUUUACGAUCAUUGGCCUUGGGUAAUAAUAAAUUAGCCCGACUUGAUGCUGACCUUUUAAAGGGACUGAAAGCUUUGAAAACUCUUGACCUGAAUGGUAACGAGAUCGCCAACAUAUCACCAAACGCUUUCACCGGCCUACCCGAACUAAGUUCACUUGACCUUUAUAAUAAUAAGAUCAGUACACUUAACGGUAACAUCUUCAUCCCAUUGUCCAAUUUAGCUGAGCUUAAAUUAGGUGUUAAUUCAAUAUCCAAGGUUGACCCGUUCACUUUUAAAGGACUUAAAAACCUACGAACAAUUGACCUGAGACUUAAUUCAAUCAAUGUGAUCGCUGAACGAGCGUUUAAAGAUCUUCGCAAUUUAACCAACCUCGAUCUUGGACAUAAUUACAUCUACACUUUGUCCAGUCAAACUUUUGUCGGACUUUCUAACCUUAAGAUACUCAACCUUUUCCAAAAUAAGUUGACCUUUAUACCGAAAAACGUUUUCUCCGACCUGGUCUCACUUCAGCGUUUGUACCUUCACAAUAACGCAAUCAUGCAAGUGCAAGAUAAUUGUUUCGCUAAUUUAGCCAACCUUCAAUUACUCAACAUGAGACUUAAUCAACUUGGUUAUAUCACUCGAGGAACCUUUUUCAUUGAGGAGCGAAACAACACCAAUCCAGUGGUAAUUAAUUUGCGAAACAAUAAAAUGAAAGCAGAUCAAAUUCGUUCGGACGCUUUUCUCAAGCCCAAAUCUCGAAAGGUCCGAUUGGAACUUCAACAAAAUCAAAUGACCUACGUUCCCGAAGAUCCGUUCAGACUUUUCCUCGCCAUGGGCAAUACUCUCCAUCUAAUGGACACACUAACACCGAACUCAAAUCCAAUCGAAUGCGAAUCCAAAUCAAAUAAAUGGUGGUUACAUGAUCGAGAAAACAAUCCAAGAGCUUAUCAAGAUUUCGGCUGCAAAUGAUUAACUUUAAUUGUCUCAUAACUUUGUUUACAAUUUGUGCCCUUUUAAUUAUCCCUCCAAUCAUAUAUACCGAUCAUUAAUCAUCUUAACUGUACUUUCCACCGAUUUAAUUUAGUUAAUUCACCUUAAUUGUUGCGUUGUUUUUAUAUACAUAAUUUAAUAGUUUGAAAAGUUUUUCAAUCACAGAAAACAAUUUAUUUAUAUUAUCAAA